UCAUAGCGGCGUGUGUGCGCGUGGUGGCGUGGUCGCGUGCAGUGCAUGCUCGUAGUGGACUUGAAUCUGUGCACGUGGGUUCAAUAAGGUGGCAUCGUGAUGACUGCUAAGCGAUCAACUCCGAAAGCCUCUAUCAAGCCUCAUUCACAGGAAGCCGACAAACGCCAAGAAACGGGCUUGAAAACCCCCCAGGAACAUGAAAGUGAUGACUCUGAUUCAAGUGUGUACUCGGACUUGGGCAGCGAUGAGGAUGAUUCUUCGGAGCUAGAAGAGAGUGCUGAUGAAGGUGACGUCAGCAGUGAAGACGAGAGUGAUGAAGGUUGCAAAAGUGAUGAUGAACAGGGAGACGAAUUUACUGAGGAGCCAGAUAAUGCUCAGCAGCAAACAGAUGAUGAAUCGGAGGAUGAGGAAACUACCAAGAUGAAGUUUCAUGGUGGUAAAGAAGGAGACUUUGUCUUUCGUAAGAAGACUAGAGGUGAUGGGCCAAAAGCUUCUCAUGGCAAGCGGCCGGCUGCAGUGGCCAAGCAAGAAGAUGUAAAAAUUGACAGCCUGGGUGCUGAAGUGGCCAAGGCAGAUGAAUAUGCGUUUGAUUCAUCAGACGAAGAGGAUGUACGCAAUACAGUGGGAAACAUACCCAUGGAAUGGUAUGAGCAUUAUCCGCACAUUGGUUAUGAUUUGGAUGGCAAGCCUAUCCUCAAGCCACCCCGGGGCAACGAGCUUGAUGAAUUUCUGCGGAGGAUGGAUGAUCCAGAUUAUUGGCGAACAGUGAAAGACAAAAGCACAGGCCAGAACGUUGUAUUGUCUGAUGAAGAUGUUGACCUUAUUCAACGGCUUCAACAGGGACGCUACCCCAGUGGUAGCUAUAACCCUUAUGAGCCAUUUGAGGACAUCUUCUCUCAUGAGACUAUGAUCCAUCCUGUCACUAGCCACCCUCCUCAGAAGCGAAGUUUUGUACCUUCGAGGAUAGAAAAGCAAAUGGUUUCCAGGAUGGUGCAUGCUAUAAAGAUGGGCUGGAUCAAGCCACGAGUCAAGCGGCAUGAUGCUGACAGGUUCUCUCUACUUUGGGACAAGGAUGAUGAGGAGAAACCAAACGACCGAAUGCAGCGAUACAUUCCAGCACCGAAGAUGAAGCUUCCAGGCCAUGAAGAAUCAUACAAUCCACCUGCUGAAUACUUAUUCACAAAGGAAGAGGAGGAGAAGUGGCUGGAGCAAGAGCCUGAGGAGCGGCGCAUCAAUUUCAUACCUCAUAAAUAUCCAUCCUUGCGUCUAGUGCCUGCCUAUGAUCGCUUCAUCAAUGAGCGUUUUGAACGGUGUCUCGACCUGUACCUGUGUCCACGGCAGCGAAAGAUGAGGGUGAACGUUGAUGCAGAAGAUCUUAUACCACAGCUCCCGAAGCCAAAGGACCUGCAGCCUUUCCCUAGUGUGCAGUCUAUUGUGUACGAGGGGCACACAGGCAGCGUUCGAAGUCUAUCAAUAGAACCUGUGGGACAGUUCUUUGCAUCAGGUAGUGACGAUGGCACAGUCCGUAUUUGGGAAGUCCUCACUGGCCGUUGCAUGAAGACUUUCAAGUUUGAACAUGCUGUCAAAGGAGUUGCUUGGUGUCCCAAUCAAAGCAUUUGUCUAGUAGCUGUUGCUGUGGAAAAUACUGUACAUAUCAUCAAUCCUGGUGUUGGAGAUAAAUUAGUGCUAAACAAUACCGACACUGUUCUUUCAUCACUACCUGAAGAGGCCAUUCCCUCGGAAGGUGGCAAGUUCACUGCUGCAACCUGGGAACCAGUGUUACCAACAGCAAAAGAGUUCAGUAGCCAAGGACUACGACUCAGUGUAGUGCACCGACACACAGUGUCGCAAGUAACGUGGCAUGCCAAGGGAGACUACUUUGCUGUUGUGCUUACUGGCGGCAGUGGGGGUGAGAGUGGUGUUGUGAUCCACCAGUUGUCCCAUAGGAGGUCGCAAGCACCUUUUUCCAAGUUGAAGGGAACUGUCUCGAGGGUACUGUUUCACCCUGUACGACCCUACUUUUUUGUGGCCAUGCAACGCUUUGUGCGUGUGUACAACUUGCUCAAGCAGGAGCUGUCCAAAAAGCUCAUAUCCAACUGCAAGUGGAUCUCGAGUAUUGCUGUCCACCCCAAAGGUGACAAUGUCAUCACAGGCAGCUUUGAAAACAGGUUGACUUGGUUUGACAUGGACCUUUCAGUGAAACCAUACAAAACACUACGGCACCACAAGGGAGCAAUACGACAGGUUGCAUUUCAUCGAAGGUAUCCACUCUUCGCCUCGGCAUCAGAUGAUGGCACUGUAAUCAUUAGCCAUGGCAUGGUCUACAGUGAUCUCAUGCAGAAUCCUUUGAUUGUGCCUGUCAAGAUCCUUCGUGGUCACUCAACUCAGAAGGGCAUGGGUGUUCUCGAUUGUGCUUUCCACCCACAUCAGCCAUGGGUCCUCACUGCCGGAGCAGAUGGGACAUUGCGCCUGUUCACAUGAUAGCCAUUGAUGCAUUUCUUUGCAAAUAAUAAAAUGGUUGUAUAUAGCAGGAA
Messenger RNA from Rhipicephalus sanguineus (brown dog tick), 2534 nucleotides. RefSeq names its product ribosome biogenesis protein bop1-A. Lineage: Eukaryota; Metazoa; Arthropoda; Arachnida; Ixodida; Ixodidae. Gene Ontology annotation, cellular component: preribosome, large subunit precursor; PeBoW complex. The transcript has 17 exons. The record is from RefSeq and is a predicted model, not a curated record. Bases 100 to 2481 code for a protein of 793 amino acids. Gene Ontology annotation, molecular function: ribonucleoprotein complex binding; protein binding. Gene Ontology annotation, biological process: ribosome biogenesis; maturation of LSU-rRNA from tricistronic rRNA transcript (SSU-rRNA, 5.8S rRNA, LSU-rRNA).